UGUGAAUGAUGAACGUUUUCCGCUUAGUAUAUGUAGCACUUGUCAAACGACUCUUUAUGAGCACGAAAAGGAAAUAAAAAUAAGAUCAUUGCCGAUAAUGCCAAAUUAUGAAGAUUUGCGUUUGAAUAAUGUUACUCGACAUCAAGAGCAAAAUAGUAAUAAUAUUUGUCAGUGUUAUAUAUGUUUAACUGCAAGAACCAAAUUUCAUAAAAAGCCUUUAAAAGGUCGAGGUAAUAAGAAAAUAUCGAUACAAAUUGAUGAAAGCAACGGUCUUCAUAGUAAACUUAAACCGAAAGUAAAUCCUGAAAAUGUAUUACAACCUAUCGAUACAAAGUCUGCACCCUGCAAGGAAGUUAUUAUUAAUUUAAUUGACAGAUUGCCUGAAAAAGAGCAGGAUCAAAUUAUUUCUAAUGUUUUGCGGAAGAAAGCGAAUAAUAGAACAUUUUCAGCAGAACAUAAAGUAAUUAAAAACGUUCAACUGGAACUUAGUAAUGACAAAGGGAAGAAAAUGCAAGUUUUACUGAAUGGGGAAAAAAAAGAUAAGCAAACUUUUUUUUCUGAAAAAAGUUUAGAUAAUUACUUUGUAGAAAAUAAUAUGUCAUCAAAUCAAAUGAGAAAACUGACCACUUUUGUUCGUUCACAAACUGGUAGAAAAUCUGUGCCUACUAAUUAUCAUUGCCAUAUAAGUGAAAAAAUUAACUCGUUAAAAGAAAUAUAUAAAAGUAGUGAUACAUUUGAAUUUGAAACAUCGAAGACAAAAGAAAAGAGACCAGUGAUAUGGGCCGAUGCAUCGGAAUUAGUGGAAGCUGCAAUUGAGUCACGAAAUUUAAUUGGACAUUACAAACUUAAAGUUAUGGCUGACGGAGGACAGGGAUUUUUUAAAAUAUGUAUCUUGAUAAUUCCUGAAAAUUAUAAAUCAAUAAUUGAUGCUGAUUGUAGCAGUGAAGAUGAUAAUUAUGAGCCUAAGGAAAAAAUAUUUAAGUCUAAAUGCGAAAAAGUUAACGUUAAAUCAGAAGCAAAAUUAACAAGUGUGAAAAAACUAUUAAUGCUGUGCAUCGUCCCUGAUAUAAAAGAAUCUUACGAAAAUUUGAAGACACUAUUUGAAAUAACAGGUAUUAAUAAAAUUCCAUUUAAAUUUGUAGCUGAUUUUAAAUUAAUGCUCAUAGUUAAUGGGUUACAAACUGCAUCUGCUACAUAUCCCUGCCCAUAUUGCUUCAUCAAAUUGAAAGAAUCAAAAAAAUCGUGUGCAGAAGAUGAUGUAAUUGUUAGUGCAGAAGGCGAUUUUGCAAAAUUAAGAACCUAUGGAGAUAUAAGAAAAGACUAUGAGACUUUUGUCAAGUUAAAAAAAAAUAAAAAGAAAGCUCCAGAGUCUUACAGCACUAUUAAUGAACCUCUCUUUUACGAUGAAGAAGAUGAUAAGUUUGUAGUUGAUAAAUGCGUGGUUCCCGAAUUGCAUCUACUUCAAGGCUUUGUCAAUCAUUUAUUUUUUGACGGGUUGGUUCCUCUUCUUACAUCUAAAGUAGCAUUUUUGUGGCCAGAAAAAUUAUCUCUUUCUUCUAAAAAUUAUCAUGGAAGAGUGUUUGAAGGAAAUGCUUGUCGCAGACUACUCAAGUCUGCUGAUUUAUUGGAUGAUAAAAAUAUCUAUGAAAACGUUGGUCGGCUUCGCUUGCUUCCUUACAUAAACGCAUUUAAAGCGAUGGACAAAGUAGUCUCGAGUUGUUUUUCGGUCAAAAAAAUUGGAAAAGAUUUAGAUAAAAAUAUAAGGGAGUUUAAAACAAUUUAUGAAGCGACUGAAUGCUCAACAACACUGAAAAUUCACGUAAUUUCAAAACACCUUCAAGAUUGCCUUCGAUUUCUUGAUGGAGAUGGAUUAGGCAUUUGGUCAGAACAAGCAGGUGAAUCCAUACACCGGGAAUUUUUAGUUCAUUGGAACAAAUAUAAAGUAAAUUCGAUAAAUCAUCCAUCAUAUUCAUCAAUGUUGAAGAAAGCUGUCGUUUCAUUCUCAUCUAUUCAUGUAUAACAUCGAUUUCGUUAUUUAAAUAUAUUUUAUUAUUUAAAACACCUUGCAUGGUGUCAACUUUCAAGUUUUUUGAAAAUUAAAAUUUUAAAAUGUUCUAAAACCUAUAAAUGAUCUAAUAAAGAGGCGAGUUAAAGUGAUUCUUGUUUGUAGUUAUGUAGACAAUAAAUAUAUGUAAACAGAUUUUCUCUACAUUUUCACUUCAUUUAAAAUCUCUUCCUGACCACCGUGUUGUGUCAAUUAUUAUUAUUAUUAA
Molecule: messenger RNA, 2273 nt
Organism: Leptopilina heterotoma
Lineage: Eukaryota; Metazoa; Arthropoda; Insecta; Hymenoptera; Figitidae
Exons: 2
Coding region: 98-2020 (640 amino acids)
Source: RefSeq, a predicted model, not a curated record